AUGGCUGACGACGCUGCCAAGAAGAAGAGAACCUUCCGUAAAUUCUCCUUCCGUGGAGUUGAUCUUGACCAAUUGUUGGAUAUGGACAGGUAAAUUUUUGGCGUACAUACCUGAAUUUUAGAGUGGUUUGUCGAACCGACGAUUUGUUGUGAUGGGUAUUUCUUAUAAAAGUUCUUUGUAAAACUUCCACAACCUGCCCCCUCUUAGGAAGGACAUAUCAGCUUGCCCAAGCAAAUAUCUUUGUUUUUUUUUAAAUUGUCUUUGUUGCAGACCCACUUUUGCUAAGAUGCUGACUGCCCGUGCUCGCAGACGUUUGAACAGAGGUCUCCAAAAGAAGCACCGUGCUCUCCUCCAGAGGUUGAUCAAGGCCAAGAAGAACGCCAAGGAAUUGGAAAAGCCCGCAUGCAUCAAGACACAUCUCCGUAACAUGUUGAUCUUCCCCGAAAUGGUUGGAUGUGUUGUCGGAAUCCACAGUGGACGUGCUUAUAACCAGGUUGAGAUCAGAGCGGAGAUGAUCGGAUAUUAUUUGGGAGAAUUCUCCAUUACCUACAAGCCAGUCAAGCACGGUCGACCAGGUAUUGGUGCCACCCACUCUUCUCGUUUUAUCCCUCUGAAGUAA
Messenger RNA from Bursaphelenchus xylophilus (pine wood nematode), 619 nucleotides. Lineage: Eukaryota; Metazoa; Nematoda; Chromadorea; Rhabditida; Aphelenchoididae. The record is from the annotation of a GenBank genome assembly.